GUCACAAGUAGACGAUACGACGAUCUUUUGAGUGUAGACUGCACGCGGUGAAGAGGAGGACGCUGUUGUACUGCAUUGCAUUGCACUGUGGUGGAGGGACCCCUGGAAGGAUCCCGACAAGCGAGGCGAGGAACAGCACGAUUUCGACUGGUUCCCCUAAGUCGUUGGGGAGGUGUGCUACCUACAAACCCCAUAUCGCGCCGACAGCCAGGAGAAUGGAGGUCCCGAAGAUGGACGCAAAGCCGGGAGAAAGAGACGCAGAAAAUGCCACCGUAAUCGCAGACGCAAACGCAAAACCCCCCGACGCGAAACCAUCCCAGCAAAUCCUCGAGGGCUCAGACCCAGAGCGCAUGACCCUUUCAGGCGUAAAGCUCAAUCUCUUGACGUUGUCUCUCUGCCUCAGCUUGUUUCUCUCGCUGCUAGACAGCACCAUUGUGAGCACAGCGUUGGUCAAGAUUACAAGUGCACUGGGCGGGUUCGAGAGGGGGAGCUGGGUGGUGAAUUCGUAUCUGCUGACGUAUACUGGCUUUCUCAUUAUCACGGCGAAGUUGAGCGACAUCUUCGGAAGGCGUGCGAUGGUGGCGGCGGGUCUGGGAAUAUUCAUCGUUUCGUCGAUUGCGUGUGCGUUGGCGAGGACAUUGACGCAGCUGAUUGUGUUUCGAGCAUUCCAAGGUAUUGGCGGAGGCGCAAUGUACACCAUGACCUUCGUCAUCCUGCCCGAGAUGUGCACGCCGGACCAGUACACGCUCUAUUCGACCAUAAUCUCCUGCGUCGCCACAAUGAGCAGCCUCUUCGGGCCCAUCUUCGGCGGCCUGAUCAGCCAAAAGACAGACUGGAGGUGGAUAUUCUGGCUCAAUGUACCCACAGGCGCCCUCUGCAUCGCCCUGCUCUACCUCGCCAUCCCCUCCCGGUUCCCCUACGCACACCAAUCCGAAGCUCCGCAAAUCUCGCGCGGCGCCCUCAAAAAGAUCGACUCCCUCGGCGCUCUACUCAUGCUCAGCGCAACAACUCUCUUUCUCACCGCCCUGGAGCAAUCCGGCACCGGCACCCCCUGGACCGCCGCCCUCGUCCUCGCACCCCUCCUCACCAGCGUCGCCCUCUACGCCGCCCUCCUCCUCUGGUCCAAAGCCCAAGCCACCCGCACAACCGCCCAGGAGCCCCUCCUCCCCUGGCACAUCCUCACCAACCGCUUCUGCCUGGGCCUUUUCGCGCAGGCCUUCUGGAUGGCAACAAUCAUGUUCAGCCUGACCGUCGCGCUGCCCCAGCGCUUCCAGGUCGUCGACCGCGCCUCCGCCCUCUCAGCGGGAUACCGCCUCCUCCCCGUGACCCUCGUCGACCCCCUCGGCGCCGCGCUCUCGGCGUACCUCCUGUCCAACAUGCGCGUCCCCGCCUUCUGGCUGCUGCUCGUGGGCAACGCGGUCCAGACGCUGGGCGUGGGCCUGCUUGUUCUCCCGUCUGCGAAUCUGCUCGCGUUCCCGGCGAGCAGAUACGGCUUCGAGGCUAUUGUGGGAUUCGGGCUGGGUUUCACGUCGGCGGCCACGGUGCUUGCGACUGUGCUGUACUUUGAGCCGCGGGACAUCAGCGUGGGCAUGGGCGGGGUUGGGCAGUUUCGCAGCUUGGGCGGUGCGAUUGGGGUUGCCGUCAGCGUUAAUAUACUUAACAGCCAUACGGCGGCUGGACUGAGCGGGAAGCUCACGGCAGAGCAGAUGGCGGCGAUUAAGGGGUCUGCGGAGGCGGUGGGCGGGUUUCCGGCGGAGGUGCAGAGGGUGGUAAGGGAAGCGUAUGCGAGGGGGUGGGGAUGGCAGGCGGUUGCUCUGACGGGGUUUGGGGGGAUGGGGGUGGUGAUGUUGGGCUUGAUGGUGGAGAGGAAGAUGAGGCGGUUGGAGAAAGCUAAAGGUGAGGGAGGUGAGAAGGCGGAGGGGGGACAAGAGCUAGAAGGGCUUGAGGGAGCGGAGGAGAGACGGCAAAAGUGA
Messenger RNA from Paraphaeosphaeria sporulosa, 1973 nucleotides. Its product is annotated as MFS general substrate transporter. Gene Ontology annotation, biological process: transmembrane transport. Gene Ontology annotation, cellular component: membrane. The transcript is spliced from 5 exons. Bases 216 to 1973 code for a protein of 585 amino acids. NCBI's taxonomy places the organism in Eukaryota, Fungi, Ascomycota, Dothideomycetes, Pleosporales, Didymosphaeriaceae. The record is from RefSeq and is a predicted model, not a curated record. Gene Ontology annotation, molecular function: transmembrane transporter activity.